This is a messenger RNA of Cajanus cajan (pigeon pea), 276 nucleotides long. The record is from RefSeq and is a predicted model, not a curated record. Lineage: Eukaryota; Viridiplantae; Streptophyta; Magnoliopsida; Fabales; Fabaceae.
AUAUUGUUCCUGCACUUCGUCACUCUCCGCCAGGCAAAUCGCAAUAUCUUGCUUGAGGAAGACAGAGUGAAAACCGAAACGGAGCGUGCCAAGGCUCCCGUGGAUUUCACAUCGCUGCAGCUUCACAACCUUAUGUACGAGAAAAGCCACUACGUGAAGGCAAUCAAGGCUUGCAAAGACUUCAAGUCCAAAUAUCCCGACAUUGACCUCGUUCCCGUGGAGGAGUUUUUCCGCGACGCUCCACAGGAUAUCAAGGACUCCGUUUUGCAAAAUUAA